This is a messenger RNA of Gymnogyps californianus (California condor), 1124 nucleotides long. It is a transcript of the gene RAB26, whose product is annotated as RAB26, member RAS oncogene family. The coding region runs from base 1 to 795 and encodes 264 amino acids. Gene Ontology annotation, molecular function: GTPase activity; GTP binding. The transcript is spliced from 9 exons. Lineage: Eukaryota; Metazoa; Chordata; Aves; Accipitriformes; Cathartidae. The record is from RefSeq and is a predicted model, not a curated record. Gene Ontology annotation, cellular component: endosome; Golgi apparatus.
AUGUCGCGGAAGAAGGCGGCUCGCAGCAAGGGCGGCGGCGGCGGCGGCGGUGCUCCCUCCGCCGCGCUGCCCCCCGCCGCCCAGGGAGCCGGCCGUGCCGGUGCCGCCGCCGCCCCGCGGGGCUCGGCGCCCGUCCCCGAGCUGCCCCGCAACGGUGGGGCGGCGGCCGGGCGGCCCUCGUUGAGCAGCAGCGGCGAGUUCUACGAUCUUGCCUUUAAGGUGAUGCUGGUGGGCGACUCGGGGGUCGGCAAAACCUGCUUGCUGGUGCGGUUCAAAGACGGCGCUUUCCUCGCCGGCAGCUUCAUUUCCACAGUUGGAAUCGACUUCAGGAAUAAGGUGCUGACGGUGGAUGGGGUGAAGGUGAAGCUGCAGAUCUGGGACACGGCCGGGCAGGAGCGCUUUCGCAGCGUCACCCACGCCUACUACCGGGACGCCCACGCCCUGCUCCUGCUCUACGACGUCACCAACAAAGCGUCGUUCGACAACAUUCAGGCUUGGCUGACAGAGAUUCAUGAAUACGCACAGCAAGACGUGGUCCUCAUGUUACUGGGAAACAAGGUGGAUUCAGCCCAGGACAGAGUGGUGAAAAGGGAAGAUGGAGAAAAAUUAGCCAAGGAGUAUGGAGUGCCCUUUAUGGAAACCAGCGCAAAAAGUGGCCUCAAUGUUGAAUUAGCGUUCACAGCCAUUGCAAAGGAACUGAAGCACAGGUCCAUGAAGCUGCCCAACGAGCCCAAAUUCAAGCUCCACGACUACGUGAAGAAGGAAGGGAGAGGCUCGGGCUGCUGCAGGUCCUAAUGCGCUCGGUGCAUUUGUACAGAGACUCAUGCCAAGUGUUUGUGCGCCGCGCUCUCUCCUCGUGGACAACGUGUGCAUGUCUGUCUGUCGUGUCUGUAUCUGCCUAAAAGGUGAGCUGAGACGUGGGGAAUGGAAGGAGCCGCAGAAAAAGCUCUCUCGGAUGGGGCGGAUGCUAGCCGUGCUGCGGCCGUGUGCCAGGCGCUGCUCCCCGAGCCCCCAUCGCAUCCAUCCGCACUGCGAGCCCUCCGGCUUCCCUCGCCGGUCGCUCCCGCCUGGCUCGCAGCCGCUCGUCCCCGUGCAGGUGGGAGGUGGGCGUUCGGGAAGGGACU